This is a messenger RNA of Lotus japonicus, 1828 nucleotides long. RefSeq lists its product as uncharacterized. The record is from RefSeq and is a predicted model, not a curated record. Bases 254 to 1414 code for a protein of 386 amino acids. Lineage: Eukaryota; Viridiplantae; Streptophyta; Magnoliopsida; Fabales; Fabaceae. The transcript is spliced from 9 exons.
AAAGUUUUCAUUCUCAAAAGAUUUGGACUGCGACUGCGUUGAAACAAGGAGAGAAGAAAAGGACGAAAAUUCUGCUGGCCAUGGAAAUCGGAGUUUGAACCCAGACUGUGUUGAUACUUGUUCGCUGACGAACGCUGCAAUCAAUCAAUGUGCCUCUUCCUCUACCACCGCCGCCAUUGUUGUUCCUCUGAUUCUAACUCAGUCAGUCAGGUACUGUUACUCCUAUGCAUUUGUGUCCAAUUUGCUUUCAUAAAUGUCAAAUAGCUUCAGAAGUGAUAGUGAUGCUCCCUCAAGUGUGGAGGAACUUGUUCACCUUGGAACAGGAUUUAGACAGCAUAGAAAAGAGAAGGAUGUUUUAAGAAGUUCUCAAUCCCAAAGCUUUCAACCAAUCCGGAUACUAGAGCGAUAUGAAAAAUCAUCACCGGGAGCUCUUACAGAUGAUAAGAAACACAUCCAGAGGUUGGAAAAGGAGCUGCUGAAUUGUUUUCAAGAAAUUGAUUUUCUUCAGGAUCGUCUCAAUGCAAGGAACACUGAUGUGAACUAUCUCGAAGAGCGUGUUCGUAACCUUGAACUAAAACUGGAGGAGAUGGGAGAUCUUCAAGAGGAGGUUUUCAGCUUAAGGGAGGAACUAAGAAGAUCAAAUUCAAAGCAAUUUUCCUUAACCCAAGAACUAGAGACUAAAGAAAUAGAAUUAGAGCAGUCAGCUUUCUCCAUAGAGAAACUGGAGGAUUCAUUUUCAUCCAUAGCAUUAGAGUCCCAGUUUGAAGUAGAAAGCAUGAAGCUUGAUAUGAUGGCCUUGGAACAGAGUUUAUUUGAGGCAAAAAAAACCCAGGAUGAAGCUUUGGAGGAAAGUAAUAGACUGAGUAGACUGAUUGAUGAGCUCCAGUAUGCAUUGCAGGAUACACAACAAACCAUCACAUCUCUAAAUGAAGAAAAUAGGGAACUCAGAGAGAAGCUGGAUGCUGCCAACAUGAAUACUAGACUUUUUUCUCGAAAGGUUGGUGAUUGGCUGGAGAACAAGAACAGAUCACAUCUCAAGAGAAAACCUUCCUUGAGUGAACAAGAGAGCAAACCAGAGGACAUAAGAACUUGUGGAGAAGUAUUGGGUCCACUCCUUGGAAGAUUGGCCAUGAUCUUAGGUCCAGCUGCAGAUUUGAAAGGGAAGAUGGAAAUGCCACAUCAGAUCCAAGAAUAUGAAUUACUUUUGAAGAAUCUUAAGGAAGAAUUAAGAGAGGAAAAGUUGAAGGCCAAAGAAGAAGCAGAGGACUUAGUCCAGGAAAUGGCAGAGCUGAGAUACCAAUUCACAGGUUUGCUAGAAGAAGAAUGUAAGCGCCGUGCUUGUAUUGAACAUGCAUCCUUACAAAGGAUUUCUGAGUUAGAGGCUCAGCUUCAAAGAGAGCAGAAAACCCCUUAAUUGCUGCCUGGCAUCUAUCUGAAACAUAGAGGUUGGCAUUGCUCUAAAUCUUUCAGGACCAGCAGUGUAGAAUGACCUUAAAGGGUUUUUACCGCACUGCAUCCCCGAAAGAAAAUUGUUAUAUUCUGAGCAGCAACAGUUUUUUCCCUUCAGAGGAAGAGAUUGAAAUCUAGGAUGUCUUGUUAUGCCUUGCUCUCAGAUUUUAUUGAAGCCAAAAAGAAUAGAAGUGCGUUGUAUAGAAAGAACAGAGAUUCUGAGGAGGACAUAAUAGGAUCUGUAAGUGGGAAGGUUUUUACAUAAGGUUGUAUAGAGGACAUAAGAUUCAGAUUUUGUUUUAAUAAUCAAUUCUUGACGAACAGACAAACGUUUUGGUUUGGUUUGUGUAAAAUCUACAAGUUUGUUGAGCCUGCAAAA